AUGUUACCGUAUGAGGAACAGUUGACCCAUGUGUCAAGUCUCUUGCUAAAGUAAAACUUGACCCAAAUUUUUGGAAAGACUUGUCUCAUAAUUUCUUCAUCAAGUUCAGCGUUCGCUUCGCGCAGAACUGUUCGUUGGUGACCAUGUUCGGCGACAUAGACGACGAUGUUGAACGCUAUGAUGAGGACAUGGAUGACGACAUGGGGAAUGUCAAUGUCGGAGAAGAUGAGGACGAAGAGUACGAGGGAGAACCAGAAACCGAAGAUGAGGAUGCCAUCUCACCAGAACUGUGGCCUGUAAGAUAAUUCAGAAAAAAUCACUAAGAUUUUGGUUGAUCUUGAUGGACGAAAAGUUGAAAUGCAAUAUUUCAGGAAGCUUGUUGGGUUGUGAUCUCGGCGUAUUUCGAUGAGAAGGGUCUCGUCCGUCAACAGUUGGACAGUUUCGAUGAAUUUAUUCAGAUGAUCGUGCAGAGAAUUGUGGAAGACUCGCCGCCUGUAGAACUUCAGAGUGAAAGUCAGAACUUUGGAGGUAAACUUUUGACUUUUUUUGUCGGUUUUUAGGCAUUUUCGGCUUGGAGGUUCAGCCAGGGAAUCGAAAUCCCCUUUUAUUACCGUUAACGGCGGGUUAGCACUUCUGUAACCGGUUUUAUAUGCUAAUCUUUUUGAGGCAGUCCUGAGUUCAUGGAUAAUCUUAAAUUUCUUAUAUUUUUGAUGCUUGGACAAUGGAGAUAGCUACGAAGAAUUGGCCUAAAAUUUCGAGGCUUCUGUAAAUCACAAUCAGAAGUUGUUCCAUUUGUUUGCCUUGUAUUACGCUUAAAUUUUCAGGCGACAUUGAACAGCCAACUUUGUUCUCCCUGAAAUUUGGUCAGAUUUAUCUCUCAAAGCCGACGCAUUGGGAAAAAGAUGGCGCUCCCACAGGAAUGAUGCCAAAUGAAGCUCGUUUGAGAAAUCUGACCUACUCUUCUCCACUCUAUGUCGAUAUUUCGAAGACUGUCACCAGGCCUGGCCAAGAACCGGAAGAAACGCGCUACAACAAGAUCUUUGUUGGUAAAAUUCCGAUUAUGCUCCGAUCCUCGUAUUGUAUGCUGGCCAACAUGAAUGAUCGAGACUUGACCGAGCUGAAUGAAUGCCCAUUGGAUCCUGGAGGAUACUUUGUUAUCAACGGGUCAGAAAAAGUGUUGAUUGCACAAGAAAAGAUGGCCACAAAUACAGUGUACGUAUUCAGUGUCAAGGACGGGAAAUACGCGUAUAAGACGGAGUGCCGCUCAUGCUUAGAGAAUUCGAGGUAGGAUUUGAGAUUUUUUAUAUUGUUCUUGAGUUUAGUCGACCAGCUUCCACAUUAUGGGUGAAUAUGAUGGCCAAGGGUGGAAAACAAGGGACCAAAGCCUCGAUGGGACAACGAAUGAUCGCUAUCUUGCCCUAUAUCAAACAAGAAAUCCCGGUGAUGAUUGUUUUCCGCGCUCUUGGCUUCGUUUCUGAUUUGGACAUUUUGGAGCAUAUUAUUUAUGAGCAAAAUGAUCCCGAGAUGGUGGAAAUGGUAAAGCCGUCUCUUGAUGAAGCCUUUGUAAUCCAAGAGCAACAAGUUGCCCUGAAUUUCAUUGGUGCCAGAGGAGCGAAACCGGGUGUGACAAAAGAACAGCGGAUAAAAUACGCCAAGGAGAUCCUUCAAAAGGAAAUGUUGCCUCAUGUGGGAGUGUCGGAGCAUUGUGAAACCAAGAAAGCGGUAUGUUUUGCGAGUUUUUUUUGUUUGUUUUUGGUUUUUAGAUUGAAGCAAUACAACGAAAUGAAGUUUUUUAGUACUUCAUCGGCUACAUGGUCCACCGACUUUUGUUGGCCGCUCUGGGCCGCCGCGAACUCGACGACCGUGAUCAUUUGGGCAACAAACGUCUGGACUUGGCUGGUCCUCUCCUCGCGUUUUUGUUCCGCUCCCUCUUCAGGAACUUGAUGAAGGAAGUCCGGCUUUUGGCGCAGAAGUACAUCAAUCAAAAGCAUGAUUUCAAUCUGGAUGUGUGUGUCAAAACCACGACGAUUACGCGAGGUCUUGCCUACUCGCUGGCCACGGGUAACUGGGGAGAUCAAAAGAAAGCCCAUCAGUCGCGAGCGGGAGUGUCGCAGGUCUUGAAUCGACUGACUUAUACGGCCACAUUGUCCCAUCUGAGAAGAUGUAACUCCCCGAUUGGAAGAGAGGGGAAAUUGGCCAAGCCUCGACAGCUCCACAACACUCAAUGGGGCUUCGUUUGUCCCGCCGAAACCCCCGAAGGACAGGCUGUGGGAUUGGUGAAGAACUUGGCACUGAUGGCCUACAUUUCUGUGGGAUCUCUGCCAGAACCAAUUCUGGAAUUCUUGGAGGAAUGGAGUAUGGAAACCCUUGAAGAAGUAGGUUAUUGUUUUUAUUAUUCAGUGUUUCGAAUUUUAGGUCAGUCCGUCAGCGAUUUGCGACGCUACAAAGAUCUUCGUGAACGGCGCUUGGGUCGGUGUCCACAGGGACCCGGACCUCCUCAUGAAGACGCUGAGAAAGUUGAGAAGACAGAUGGAUAUCAUCGUCUCCGAAGUCUCCAUGGUCCGUGAUAUCAGGGACCGUGAGAUCCGCAUCAACACCGAUCCCGGAAGAGUCUGCCGACCUCUUCUUAUUGUAGAUGAAAAUCAGGAGUUACGUCUGAAAAAGAGUCAUAUCAACAAGUUGAAGGAACGCGAAGGAAACAGCUUCUCUUGGUCGGAUCUGGCUGCCAGUGGAGUGGUUGAAUUGAUCGAUGCCAUGGAAGAAGGUGAGGUUUUUUAUGGUUGUAUUCAUCAUCAUGGGUAAUAUGAAAUUUUUGAGAUUUGAAUGGGGUUUUGAAAAUUUGACAUUCGGGAUGGUAAAAUACGUUUCUUAAACCUUGUUUUCUCCAUCAAGGUCACGCUUCUGGAUAUUGUAAUUUAUAAAAAUUCUGAAAUUUUAAUUUUUGACCCCAUUUUUUCAGAAACUUCCAUGGUUGCGAUGACCCCUGAAGAUAUCAAAGCCGGUGGAUAUUGUGACACCUACACUCAUUGUGAAAUCCAUCCAGCCAUGAUUCUCGGCGUUUGCGCGUCGAUUAUCCCGUUCCCGGAUCAUAAUCAAAGUCCUCGUAACACUUAUCAAGUAAGAUUUUUUACUUUUUUUAUGUUUUUAGAUAAGAUCGAAGUGAAUUUGAAAGGCCUAUGGAAGAACAAAAGUCUGUCAAGGUCUAUGAAGUAGACUAGAAGUCAUUGUAGCGCCAGUCCUUGCAAUAAUUUUCGUUUUUUCAGAGCGCUAUGGGCAAGCAAGCUAUGGGUGUGUAUACGACCAAUUUCCACGUCCGAAUGGACACUCUGGCUCAUGUUCUGUACUACCCACAGAAGCCUCUCGUAACCACGAGGUCCAUGGAAUACCUCCGGUUCAACGAACUGCCCGCUGGCAUCAAUGCGAUCGUCGCGAUUUUGUCCUACACUGGGUACAACCAAGAAGAUUCGGUCAUUAUGAACUCUUCCGGAAUCGACAGAGGGCUGUUCAGAUCGGUAAGAGAGGCGGCUUGGGGUUAUUUACGGACAAACCUUUUUGGAGGAUUUGAAAAUUUUGCCAAAAUUUAUAUUGUUUUAGGUGUUCUAUCGGUCAUAUCGAGAUCAAGAAGCCAAUUUGGAGUAUGGAAACCCGGAAAUCAUCGAGAAACCGUCGCGAGACUUUUGCUCAGGCAUGAGACACGCGGCCUACGAGAAAUUGGACGAGGAUGGAAUCAUCUCACCUGGGGUUAGGGUAACUGGAGAUGACGUCAUUAUCGGAAAAACAAUCAGUGUUCCCGAAGAUGAUGAUCCAAAUGCAUCGUCUAAGAAGUACACAAAGAGAGACUCUUCGACUUUCUUGAGGUGAGAAUUAUUUUUGAUAUUGGAAUUUUUAUAUUAUCCAUGAGAAGGUGGACCAAAAUUUUUGCUUGAAAAUUCAAAAUUGAAUAUUGGUUUAUAUUUACAAUGGUUUUAGAUCCUCGGAAACCGGAGUAAUCGACCAGGUCAUGCUCACCGUCAACACUGAUGGCAACAAAUUCAUCAAAAUCCGAGUCCGAUCAGUCCGUCUCCCCCAAAUUGGCGACAAGUUCGCCUCAAGACACGGACAGAAAGGAACCAUGGGAAUGAUGUAUCGGCAGGAGGACAUGCCCUUCACCAGAGAGGGAAUCACCCCGGACAUCAUCAUCAAUCCCCACGCCGUCCCAUCUCGUAUGACCAUCGGGCAUUUAAUCGAGUGUCUGCAAGGAAAGGUAGGAGAAAUUUUUGAUGUUUUGGAGAUGAUUUGAACAAAAAUUUUAUAAAUUUUUAUGUUAUUUUAGCUGUCGGCCAACAAGGGAGAAAUCGGAGAUGCCACCCCGUUCAAUGACACUGUAAAUGUCCAAAAAAUCAGCACAUUACUCUCGGAGUAUGACUAUCAAUUGAGAGGCAACGAGGUCAUGUACAAUGGACACACGGGCAGAAAGUUGACCACUCAAAUCUUCCUUGGCCCCACGUAUUACCAGAGAUUGAAGCACAUGGUGGAUGAUAAGAUCCAUUCCAGGGCGAGAGGACCCAUCCAGAUGAUGAACCGACAACCCAUGGAGGGUCGAGCGAGGUAAGGAGGAGUUGGGAUGGACAAUUUGGGAAAUUGGAACUUUUGGGGCUGGCAGCUCGCGCCCGGUAUUUGAAGUAGGAGUUAUAGAUGGUUUUGAUUACUGACGUAGUAAUCUACAGUAGAUUUGAGACUUUGUUGGAGAAUAGAAUAGUGUUUUUAUGUCAUAAGUUCGGGCGCAGGCUGCCAACUAAAAAUUUUGAGUUUCGCGGAAAGCCUGCGGCUGAAGUCUGUAGAUUGACUUCUUAAAAAUUCCUGGUCGGUAAUGUAAUAUUUACCUUGAAUUUGCAGAGACGGAGGUCUUCGAUUCGGUGAGAUGGAACGUGAUUGUCAAAUUUCGCACGGUGCAGCCCAAUUCCUGAAAGAGCGUCUGUUCGAAGUCUCCGAUCCCUACCAUGUCUACGUAUGCAACCUCUGCGGUCUAAUUGUGGUCGCCAAUCAACGCACCAACCAGUUCAAUUGUCAGGCAUGCCAGAAUAAAACUCAAAUAUCAGCCAUCCGCAUACCGUACGCCUGCAAACUAUUGUUCCAGGAACUGAUGUCCAUGUCCAUUGCUCCUCGACUGAUGACGACUUGA
This is a messenger RNA of Bursaphelenchus xylophilus (pine wood nematode), 5161 nucleotides long. Lineage: Eukaryota; Metazoa; Nematoda; Chromadorea; Rhabditida; Aphelenchoididae. The record is from the annotation of a GenBank genome assembly.